AUGCGGUUUCCCACUUCCUAUGAAUUGUGGAGGGAUUUGUAUGUUCUGCAAGUCGAGGGAAAGUUGAAUGGAUUGUAUUUUGCAGCUCGAUGCUAUCUUAAAUUGAUAAUGGGUCAAGUGGAAGCCGUAAUUUUGGGUGGCAAAUCUAGGCGGGCUCAGCAAAGUGAACAACUUUGGAUAAAUGGCUCUUUGAGUUACGAUUCAUCUAAGAGAACUACGGACAUUCAGUUUUCAAAAUAUAAUUGGAACUGCUAUUCAUAUGACGAUAGUCGUAAUCCCUUUUGCCAUAGGAACAUAUCGUCGGUUGCGGUGUUUUCUAUUCCUGCCAAUGCCUUAAAGAACAACUGCAGAUAUAUAUUUCGCUUGCAAGUAACUAGAGAUGACAAUCCAACUAUUUCAUCGCGAAAAGUGCAAGUGGUUACAGUGAUCAAGAAUAAAACCCUACAAGUAACGAUUGAAUGCGUGAGAAAUUGUCAAAAGGAUUACUUUAUUCCGAAUGCAGAGGUUCAUCUGUUUGCAAGAUGCUUAAAUUGUGGAAAUCAAAAUGUAGUGUGCAAAUGGUAUAUUGAUGGUCAGUUUGUGGUAGCUAACCAUGAUUUUUUAAUCCAUAUACGAACGUCAUCGAAUGCAACGCGGAUUAGAGUUCUUCUGUCAUCGGAUGAUGGCCGAACCGGCCGGAAAAGUAAAACCCUGAUUAAAAACUUAGGUCCCACUGGCGGAAAAUGUUCGAUUUAUCCAAAAGAAGGUAACGAGGCGGUCACCGCAUUUUUUCCUUGCUGUCAAAACUUUGUAUCGUCGAACAAUCCCAUCGAAUUUUGGUAUUUCGUCGGCCCAGUUCUUAUCGGUACUUGUGUCGACUGCACCUGUGAGGUUUUCCUACCUAUCACUAAUAUCAUAAAAGUGGUUAUAUGUGAUGCAUUAUAUGCAUGCCACACCAGUUGGAUAAAUGUUAAGAUCAAUGCACUAAAGAAUGUUCCCUUGGAUGUCCCAAACCUACUUGCUAAAGGACUUCUUCAUCGGUAUUUGCAAAACGUGCAAUCUAUAACUCAGCAUAUAAGUAAACCGGAAUCUGGAAUGAUUAUUCUAAAGAAUUUUACAACCAUUCAUCCCCAAUCGCGAAGUUCCCUUGCAAGAUUGGCUAACCUUACCCUAACAUUAGCACACCGUUUAUAUCCCGAAGGUCAAAAGAAGGAUACUUUACUAACCAUGGUGGUUCAGAAAAUGAAUGAUAAUUUCGAGGCAAUAUACCUGGAUGAUGAUGUAAACUUUCUGGCGGAACCACCUUUUCGCAGCAUUAGAUUAGCUUGCUUAGAAGUUUAUGAAGUAAUGAAAAGGUUGUGCAAGAGGACUCCACGUCCACCAUGGCCAAUUUAUAACAAAUACUAUCAGGCGUAUACAACGGAUAAAUUGGAUCAGACUCUUCUUGAAAAAUUGGUGGCAAAAACCGAGAAAAACGAAAAAAUCGUUGUUCCAUGGGCUUUCUGGCUAAACUCCACUUGGGAAACGGAGCGUCUAUAUCGCCACUUAAAUUAUUCUCGCGGUAAUAUUUACCGCUCAGGUGUUGGUGAAAAAAGAAAGAUAACGCCAAGCAAAGUUACGCUGAACGUUCAAUGUUUUAAAACUUUUCCGAAAAAAAAGAUUCGAGUGCAUACAAGCGAUAAGAUUCACUUGGUUAUUAUAACUCCAGCCGUUUUUAAGGAUAUUCUGGGAACGAAUAAGGGAAGAGUCUGUCUUAAAGUGGUAUCCAUUAUACAGCAACUGCAUUGGUGGUAUCCACUGGAAAAGAAGCCCAGUUCUUUGAUAGUUUCUGUGCGCAUUUACCAAAAUGAAGAUAACUUGCCUGUUCCGAUCUCCCUAAAUCACAGUCAUAUUAAAUACAAGACUAUAAAUACAUAUAACAAGGAUACUUUCUUUAAGAGUAACAUAACCUCUGCAAGAUCGGAUAAUAAUCGAAAAGCAGGGAUAUACGUCGAUUGCACGAGAGAAGGAAAACUUCAAACAUUUCGGACAGUUCGUAUAUACCGCAUAAUGCUGAUGGAGCACACAAUGCUGGCUGUCCACUUCACCAAAGCCACUCACAAACUUCAGGUUGUCCUGACACUGAGAAACAAGCCUUUGUUUCGUCAGAUUUCCAGGUCCAAGUGCACGGUGCCGGCGAAGACCAAGGGUAAGACCCUUCUUCUGCUGAAUAACUGCCAUAAUGCCCAACGGGCUUAUAUGGCAGUGCGGAUUUGCUCGAACGUUACGAUAAGGAAUAGCCCAAAAACUCCGGUCAAAAAUGGACCUGCUGAAUUCACGUUCGCAUUUCAAAUUCGCAGCUGCGACCAUUGGUCAUACGACUCUCGUCCGGAUAAACAACAUUGGCUGCAAUACGGAUGCUAUCCGGCGAUGACCCUCAGUGUGAAGUCGGGAAUCCGUUGCAUUUGCGAUGUCCUGGGCACAUAUACCAACUAUCUGUAUUAUAUUCCCAGUAUUGAGGUUCCAGGCUGUGUUUAUAGCGAAGCACAACUUAAUUACUUCGUUCUUGUAUUUUAUUCUAUUAUCUUUUUGUUGAUACCACUUUGGAUAAUAUGGUUGUAUUUCUACCGCAAUCGUUUCCCUAGUAAGACCAUUUUUAUUCCGGAAUUCGAAAGGAAAGACAAAUCUACGGGGGAGCUACAUGAUUUGCUAAUCUCGUUGAGAACAGGAGGUCGUUUGAAUUCCGGAACCACAGCUUCCCUGAAACUGGUACUUUUUGGCCCAUCGGAUGAUGAGCGGGUAAUCAGAGUUAAACAGGAUCCUGAGCAUCCUUUUCUCAACGCCAAUAGCACACUGUUUCUUUGGAUACGAACUCGAGAUAUCCGUAUACCUACUAAAGUUAUCGUUUCACACGACAACGCUGGUCGUUUUCCCAGUUGGUUUCUCCGUCGCAUCGAGGUGAACGAUAUCCAGACCUUCGAAACGCAGGUUUUCCUCGCCCGGCAAUUUGUGGCCAAAAGGAAGCUAUUACUAACAUCAGCCCUGAUUUACAAACGUGGCGAUGUGCGUUUCUUUGACAAAUGGAGAAAGAGAUUUUGCUUGAACUUUGAGAUGCUCUGGAUCAAUUGGUCACUGUGGCAACCGGUCACCGGAAAUUGGAGGGAAACCAGUCAAUUUCCACGAAUAACCCGAGCCAAAAGAUUUUGCGUGUUCAUCAGUAAGCAAUUUGUUAUCUAUACAACCUGUGCCACGUAUUUCGGCCUCACAACGACCGAAAGUUUACAAUUAUUCCGAGACAAGUUUCUGGAUUACAAAGACCUGCUGGUACUAACCAUUUUUUGCUGUGUUUUGGAUAUUAUCUUUCAAGUGAUGUUUCGCACCAUCUACUGGAAAUGCAGUUAA
Drosophila takahashii is the source of this 3360-nucleotide messenger RNA. Its product is annotated as polycystin-1. Gene Ontology annotation, cellular component: plasma membrane. Gene Ontology annotation, molecular function: monoatomic cation channel activity; protein binding. The record is from RefSeq and is a predicted model, not a curated record. Lineage: Eukaryota; Metazoa; Arthropoda; Insecta; Diptera; Drosophilidae. Gene Ontology annotation, biological process: calcium ion transport.